AUGGCUCUCGAGAACUGGGCCACCACGGCCGUUGCCUCGGGCUUCGGCCUGCUCCUGCUCCGCAUCCUCGUCUCAUACCUGACAUCCCCCUUAAAGUCGUUCCCCGAGCCCUUCUGGGCCAAAUUCACAGAUUUAUGGCGGAUGCUAGACUACUGGAACUGUACCCAGAUCCAGUCGCACCGGGAACUGCACAACAAACUGGGGCCUGCUGUUCGUAUUGGGCCGAAUAUGAUCAGCCUCAGCGACCCGGCCCUCCUGAAGACUGUAUAUUCCACCCGGGGCGACUUUGCCAAGAGCAACUUCUAUGAGAUUGCAGACGCCAUCGCCAACGGCCAGAGGAUCGAAAAUGUCUUCAGCACGCGCAGCAACACCUUCCACAACAGAUACAUGAAGCCGUACCAGAAGUACCUCUCGAUGGAAUACCAUACUCGAAAAGGAGCAUCUGGCAGACAAGAUGACGGCCAGAAUGCUGGCAAGACAGCCGACCUGGCCGACUGGAUCGAAUACUGUGCCUGGGACCUCGACUGGGAGCUGACCUUCAGCCAGGACAUGGGAUUCCUCAAGUCCGGGACAGACGUCAAGAACACUAUCCGCACUGGCGAGAUGAUUAUGCGAUAUCUCGGCUGCAUUGGCCAAAUGCCGUGGCUGGACAGACUCUUGGGCAAGAACCCGUAUUGCCCUAUCAAAUUUUCCACUUUCGAACACGCAGCCGCGUACAGCUUCCAGCGCGUGAUGGAACGGGCCGCGAGCCAGGACACCAAGACGCGCAAAGACUUCUUGGAUAACUUCCUCGAGGCUAAGGAGCAGCAUCCAGACAUUGUCGGCUAUAACGAAGUCGUCAGCUAUCUUAUGAUGAAUGUGCUCGCCGGUGCAGACACCACCGCCAUUGUCCAGAAGGCCAUCGCCUACAACAUCCUCCGCCACCCAUCUGUCCUUGCGGAGCUUCGAGCCGAGCUUGAUGCGGCAAAUCUGGCCUUCCCGCCGAUAUACGAGCAGACCAAGGACUUGCCCUAUCUCAAUGCCGUGAUUAAGGAGGGAAUGCGCAUGCACCCGGUCAUCGGCGGCAUUCUCGAGCGAGUCGUCCCAGCCGGUGGCCUGACCCUCCCCGACGGCCGCGUCAUCGCGCCGGGGACCAAAGUGGGCAUUAAUCCGUGGGUGUCGUCGAGGAACAAGGCCAUCUAUGGAGACGACGCCGACGCGUACCGGCCAGAGCGCUGGCUCCGCUCCGACGGCGAGACGGAAGACGCCUACGAGAUUAGGUUGAAGAGGAUGAAGGACGCCGACUUCACUUUCGGCUCCGGCAAUCGGAUAUGCGUGGGCCGGAACAUGGCGACUGUCGAGCUUCACAAGGUCACAUCGACACUGUUUAGCCGCUAUGACCUAACCAACAAGCCCUGGCGGCAAUGCUGUGCGGACAUGCUCGUGCGGGCAUCUCACGCAGACUACACACACCUGUACGUCACGUACCCCAACAUCUCGUUUGACGAGGUGGUCGUGGGGGUGUUGUUUGGCUGA
Molecule: messenger RNA, 1515 nt
Organism: Phialemonium atrogriseum
Lineage: Eukaryota; Fungi; Ascomycota; Sordariomycetes; Cephalothecales; Cephalothecaceae
Product: cytochrome P450
Exons: 7
Coding region: 1-1515 (504 amino acids)
Molecular function (GO): iron ion binding; monooxygenase activity; oxidoreductase activity, acting on paired donors, with incorporation or reduction of molecular oxygen
Source: RefSeq, a predicted model, not a curated record